AUGCGAGCAUCCACGAUACGAAACGAAUCAACUAAUCGAACAGAAGCUUCACAAAGCGAAAUCGUGUACAUUUCUAAUCUGCCCAUAGACAUCGAUGAUAAUAUAAAACUGGAAAAUAGAAUUCGUCAUCGGAUCGAAAAAUCUCUAAAACUGAAAUUGCGAGAUAUAAAGUGUUAUACGAAAUUGGGUGUUGGUUUUAUUUGUGUUGACAAUAGGGAAAUAAAAUAUGAAUUAAUUAAUGAUAUUGGAAACAUUGUUCUAGAUCCUGGUAUUGGGAAAAUUGUGAUUUCAUUUGUUGAGGAGCUUGAAUUGACUUCGUACAUUGUAUUAAAAGUGAUUGAAGGCAAGCAAGAUACUUUACCGACAGUAAAUGAAGUGAGCGAUCGUUGCAUCAAUAUAUUCAAACUUGAAAAGUCACUUUUGUGUGAAAAAUUGAAUAUUCAAUUUCCCAACAUUUAUAAAAUUGUGUUUACAUCAUUAGAUGAAAUAAUAAGAGCCAUGCAUAGCCCAGACCUUGCGAUCAAUGGUCGAUUCGCUCAAAUCUAUUUUUGUGCAGAUUGUAGUUAUUUUGAAGAUGUACCACGAUUCGUAACUGAAGCUAAAUUGCAAACAGCUAUUGAACAAGAAAUUCGACAACUAAAUGCUUCUCUGUCAUGUAUUUGGGUACAAUUAAACAAACAAACGAAUAAUGCUUGCAUACUUUUGACGGGUGUAGCACGACAUUGGUCAACCGUAAGCUACUUACCUAUUAAUGAUAGAGUAUUAUUAAAAAAGACAAAGCUUACGUGUCGUCUUCGUAUAUAUCCUGUUCCUCAGUCAUUUGCCGUUAAGAAGAUCACAGAAUAUGAAGAAUUUUCCGGUAAACUGAAUAGUUAUACGCACAAUGGUGAGAAUCUUAUUCUUGAAGUAUCAGACAAAACUGUUUUUGAUAAAUAUGUGUCACUUGAGGCAUUGCGUGUCAACAAUGAUAAUUGCUUUCAUGUCGAAGCUUAUAACGCACAAAUUAAUCCAGACGAAUGUGAAAUCGAUGAGGACACAUGGUAUGACACUGAAAUGUCACGAUACAAACCGGAUAUAAUGCAAUUUGUUAAAAAGCCUGAGCAUGAAAUUUUUCGAUAUAAGUGGAAUUCAAAAAUAUGGCUUAAGAAAUUUAGUCAAACAGCGUUACAGAAAAAUGGUACCAAGAAUGCACGCGAUCGAAGAGAUACACCAAGCGAUCAAACUCGUCAUCGACUACGAGUUACAGUUAUGCUGAGUACACUUGCAGCUGUACACAAGAAAAGUUAUGCUAUUGGUGGUGAGCAAAUAGUUGAACUGAAAAUAGACAAUAAAAUGAAAACAAUUAUCUAUGAUCAUCGAUCAAAAUUGGAACAAGUAGGAAAAUUAACGGUCCGAGAAGGACUAUAUGCCAAUACACGUAUCGAUGUAGCCAAAGAAGAUUGUCUAGUUGUAUACGAGAAUCUGGUUAAACGUGGUUAUAAUCCACUUCUUCUCAACAUGGCUAAUGCAACGAAUCCUGGUGGUGGAUAUCGAAAGGGUGAUGGAGCUCAAGAAGAAAAUAUUUUUCGUCGAUCCGACUAUUUUCGAAGUCUUGAUGUUGGUCUCGAUCAGUGGCUUCCAGAAAGGAGCGAACGUUUUUAUUGUUCAUCGAGUUGUCAAAUCGAUCCUCUUUCUGAUCACAAUAGUAUGUAUCCGAUGCAUGAAUUUGGCGCUAUCUAUACAUCACGUUUGACCGUUUUCCGUCAGUCUGAAGAUACAGGUUAUAAUUAUAUGAAAAAGCCGCUCGAAGGUGUAUGUUCGUUGGCUAUGGCUGCUUAUCGAGAUCCGAAAUUGGAUGGAAACAUGUUAACAUCAAAAUAUGCUGUGGGAACACGGAAAAAAAUUGAAAAUAUAUUUGCUAUUGCGCAUCAUCAAAAACAUGAUAGUCUUGUUCUUUCUGCUUUUGGAUGUGGUGCAUUCAAGAAUCCGCCCGGCCACAUUGCGCAACUUUUCAUUUCUGUCAUUGAACAGUAUGCUGGUUUUUUUAAAUUAAUUUCAUUUGCUAUCAUUGAUGAUCAUAAUGCUGGUCAUCAUUUGAAUCCCGAAGGUAAUUUUAAGCCAUUCAAAGAUGCACUCGAUGGGAUGGUGGUACCACGAAUGCCUCCAAUAAAUAAACCACAUAGCAUGUUUGGACCUUAUCGAAUUUUGUCUCAUGAUUGGUCCAUAAAUAAUGUUUGCAUUUACGACAAGAUGCCAUGCAAUUUUGGAGCCAAGUGCAAUGAUAUUUACGAUCUUACACAUGCACAAGAGUUCUCUCAUCCACCUAUUUGUCCACAUGCAGCUAUGAAGGUCAGUUGUCAUCUAACGAAAGACUCCGUUCAUAUGCACUCAUUUAUUCAUCGAAUUCGAUGUCAAUAUGGUGGCGAAUGUCGACAUAUAGACGAUGAAAAACAUAAUCAAGAAUAUGAACAUCCAUUAUAUUGUCCAUCGGGAGGUGACUGCCGUAAUGUGAAAUCAGAACAUUUAAAAGAUUUUCGUCAUUUACCUUUAUGUCCCAAUGGCCAUAAGUGUUUCGAAUAUCAAAAACAUGUAUCAGUUCAUUGCCAAAAAUAUCGUCACUGUACAAUCGACUGUCCACAUGGAAAUCAUUGUGCUUAUUUUCAUGACAAAGAACAUCAAGAUAAAUUUGAGCAUCCAUUUGCGAAACCAUGCCCGUUUACUCCAUUUCACUGCAAAGCAUACAUGGAAUUAACACACACUAAAGAUCGUCAAAAGCUCUCACACGAUAUUCAACAACAUUGCCUGGAUUUAGCUCAUGUAUGCCGGCAAGGUCGGAAUUGUAAUGAUAAAACUACCCUUCAUCUAGAAAAAUCUAUUCAUGUUGCUCGAUGCUUGUGUCCAGCUGGUGACAAAUGUAAAAAAGUUAACAAUGAAGAUCAUCUUAAUGCAUAUACACAUCCUCAUAUUCCUGAUAUAAGAGAACUAUGUGAAUAUGCAGAUCAAUGUUUCGAUCGUGGCAAACUUGAACAUAUAAUAAAAUUUCGACAUGCAUCAAAGUUUGAACAUAGUGGUAUUUUAAGUUAUUUUAAUUUGAAUGCGGGUAUUAAUUUUGUUCAAAAUCAAAAAAGGAUCAUCGAGAAUGUUACUGCUUAUAUUCAAAGUAAAAAAUGGAAACCAUUACCAUCAGGAAAUAUUCCACGUGAAAUUAUCGAUUGGCUACGGUUUGUUAAGCCUGUUCAUCGAUGUAAUCCAAUCAUAUUUGAAUCAAUUCUUCUUCAUGGACAUGUCAUGAGUCGAAAAUAUAUGCAGCACUUGAAAAACCCGAUAUUUGUUGCCAACUCUGUUUUACAACAUAGUCGAAUAAAACGUAUUCGCGGCUUACAGGAAAGAGUAAUGGCUGAUCUUGCUAGAGAAUUCGUCAUUGCUUUGGUACGAGAGCAGUUUGAGAAAAAAAACUUUUCCCCUUUAAUAACAACUGCCCCGAUUUUAGGUGAUUUAUUAUACCCAACAGCGGCUCAUGUUGAUUCAAUGGCCUAUAAAAAGACUGCUAAAGAUCUGGAAGCUUAUUUUUCGUCUGUAAUAAAUUCGAACGAUUUAGAUGCAAUACGCAACAAAGCAGUUGAAAUCGCGGAUGCCUCCAUAAAUCUUCAUAUGAACCCAUCUGGUAUUGGUUUUGAUAAAGAUCAUGAUCUCGGAACAGAUAAAACAGUUUUCAGUAUUAUUGGACCACAUUUGGGACAUUACUAUGGUGAUGUAUUCAUUGUUUUCAAGCGUUCAAUUCUACAUCAUCCAGAUGCUAACUUUUCAAUUCAAGCAGCAACAGCAUAUAUCAGUGGACAUGCCUUUCAAAUGCGUCCAUGGUUAGGCAAGGAUUCAGGUUUACGUGAUGAAAACCUAAAACUGUAUCACGGUACAAAAUUAAAUGCUUCUGUACCAGGCUACGAUUAUGCGACUGCUCUUGAAUUGAUGGCUCUUACAAGUCAUUAUUACAAACUAAAAUCAAUGGAUGUUACUCUCAAUCGAAUUCUAGAACGUUGGGUCAAUGUUGACUCGCAUAUAAAUAUUGAAGGUCAUUUACCUCAGCUUAUUCCAUUAAGUUAUAUUGAUCAUAUUUUCAUUCCAAAAAAUUUGUACGAAUCACUUAGUGCUGCUUCACAUAGAGCAAUUAAUUCUAACUUCAAAAAUCGUAUUACUAUUAUACCACACGAUGGAGAAGCCAAUCAACCCGGUGGGCCACGUGGUCCGAAGCCUCCAACAAAAUCUCGAGCAGAUUAUCAGGAGACUGUUAUUAGACAAUUGACAAAACAGUAUAGUGAAUAUUUGAAAAAUCCACCAUCAAGAUCAGUGGAAGGUGCUGCUAUCACUAUAGCAUCUACUGACUUCACUGACUAUUAUUUAUUGCCUCUCACCAUUUCUCAAGCAUAUGAUCAAUAUUGCUUUGCUAAGAAGCAUCCACCUCCGGAUCAAAUAACUUACAUUUAUUGGCAAGUCAGCAAUGGAGAUAUGAUGUUGACCUUGUCAAAUCAAAUAAUAGAACCUGGUCAGAAACAACCACGUCUUCGUUGUUUGACUUGUUACAUAGCUCCGAAGCCCUUAUCAAGUAUUUCUUCAUAUCAUGAGCAAUAUUCAUAUUUGGAUAACAAUCCACCGUUUAAGCAUCAUAUUUUGAAGGAGCAAGGAAAAUUUGCUGCUAAAUCAGAUAGAUUCCAUGUUGGCUGUAACACAGAUGAUUUUAUGACGUUUUGUCUUGAAAUUCAACGUUCGAAUGGUCGAGUAACACUCAUGCAUGCCGGUCCAAAUGGAGUUUACAAUCAUGAAAAAAUCUCGCAUACUUUCAAGAAAGCAGAACUCGAUUUAACACGAUUGAAUUAUGUUUAUGUGAGUGCCGGUUCUCGCACCGUACCUGUUCGAAACUUGAUGAUCUACUUUGAGAAACAAACUGAUUUACAUCCAACAUUCGACAAAAAUUUUAAGAAAGUGUCAGCCACUCCACGAGAGCAUUUUCCUCGUGAUAAAAAACCUCAUGACAGCAGCAGUAAUGACUACAAAGCAUCAACACCUAAGACACAUAAUAAUGAUGACGAUGAUGAUAAUAAUGGAAAGAAAACUCCAGGAGUUUUACAUCAAAUUAAGGAUUUCUUUUUUGGUGAUGAUCAUAGUUCUACAUUGAUACCUUGUCGCGAUAAUGUCAACUGUCUUUUUCAAUUCUCUGUACAUGGUGCAUCUGAUCAUAACGCCAAAUAUUCACAUCCAUGUCGCUAUUCUGAACUGUGCCGAAAUAAAGAGUCUAACUUUACACAUGAAUUUCAUCAAGUAUCCAAGUGCAAAUAUGACAAGAGCUGUAAUAAAUUAGAUGAUCCAUUUCAUCGAGCUGAAUAUCGUCAUACCGAGUUACCCGAUUUUCUUGUUCCAUGUCGUGAUCAAUGCGCUUGUGUCAACAACACGAACAAACAUCGAAUUAAAUAUUCACACGGUGAAAAAGUCUAUCGGACAAAAACGACGCCAGAAAAGGAACGAGCAAGUUCAGCACCUAAACGUGAACAUGGCAGUAAUGCACUAUCACGUUGUCAAUGGGGCUCGAAAUGUUGGAACAUUGGUGACCGCAAACAUUGUGAACAGUUUGCUCACUCAACUCCUGGUCAUAGCGAAGAUAAUAUACGGCAAGCUAGUCAGCAACAUAAAAAUCCAUGCAGAUAUGGUGCCAAAUGUUAUAGUACGAGUAGCAACCAUCGAGCAGAAUACUCACAUCCUCCAAGUGAAAAGGACGACAAUCCAAUAAAAUAUUCGCGUAAACCAUGUAGAUAUGGCGAAUCAUGUUCAUUAAUUAGUGAUACAAGCCAUCGAGCAAAAUAUUCUCAUUAA
Rotaria socialis is the source of this 5841-nucleotide messenger RNA. NCBI's taxonomy places the organism in Eukaryota, Metazoa, Rotifera, Eurotatoria, Philodinida, Philodinidae. The record is from the annotation of a GenBank genome assembly.